Messenger RNA from Grammomys surdaster, 3476 nucleotides. It is a transcript of the gene Ubr7, whose product is annotated as ubiquitin protein ligase E3 component n-recognin 7 (putative). Bases 20 to 1297 code for a protein of 425 amino acids. The transcript is spliced from 11 exons. Gene Ontology annotation, cellular component: cytoplasm. The record is from RefSeq and is a predicted model, not a curated record. Gene Ontology annotation, molecular function: ubiquitin protein ligase activity; zinc ion binding. NCBI's taxonomy places the organism in Eukaryota, Metazoa, Chordata, Mammalia, Rodentia, Muridae.
AGCCCGGUGACAGUUGAGGAUGGCCGGAGCGGAGAGCCCCGCCGGGUGCCAGGCGGAGCUGGAGCCCGUGGUGUCGCUGGUGGACGUGCUCGAGGAAGACGAAGAGCUGGAGAAUGAGGCGUGCGCCGUCCUGGGCGGCAGCGACUCGGAGAAGUGCUCCUACUCGCAGGGCUCCGUGAAGAGACAAGCACUGUAUGCCUGUAGUACCUGCACGCCAGAGGGGGAAGAACCAGCAGGGAUUUGUCUAGCUUGCAGUUACGAAUGUCAUGGAAGUCAUAAACUAUUUGAACUAUACACAAAAAGAAAUUUUCGUUGUGAUUGUGGAAACAGCAAGUUUAAAAAUUUGGAAUGCAAAUUAUUUCCUGACAAAUCAAAAGUAAAUUCUUGCAAUAAGUACAAUGACAACUUUUUUGGACUAUACUGCAUUUGUAAGAGGCCUUAUCCUGAUCCUGAAGAUGAGGUUCCAGAUGAGAUGAUACAGUGUGUGGUCUGUGAAGACUGGUUCCACGGCAGGCAUCUUGGUGCCAUUCCCCCUGAGACUGGGGAUUUCCAGGAGAUGGUGUGCCAGGCUUGUAUGAGGCGUUGUUCUUUCUUGUGGGCUUACGCUGCCCAGUUGGCAGUCACCAGGCUGUCUGCUGAAGAUGAUGGGCUGCUGCUGAAUGUUGCUGGGAUGGGAGAGCAAGAUGUCAUCAAGGCUGAAAAUGGAGCUCCCCAAGAGAACACCCUGAAAGAGGAUGCUCCAGAACAUGGAAGGGAUGCUGGCAAGGAGGUGAAAGCUGAGCAGAAUAACGAGCCCUGUACCAGCUCCAGUUCUGAGUCUGACCUCCAGACAGUGUUUAAGAAUGAAAAUAUCAAAACUGAGCCGCAGUCCAGCUGCAGACUUCAGGAACUCCAGGCCAAGCAGUUUGUAAAGAACGAUGCUGCCACCUAUUGGCCCUUGAACUGGCGCAGCAGACUGUGCACCUGUCAAGACUGUAUGAAAAUGUAUGGAGAGCUAGACGUCCUCUUCCUGACAGAUGAAUGUGACACAGUUCUGGCUUAUGAGAACAAAGGCAAGAGUGAGCAGGCCACUGACAGGAGGGACCCUUUAAUGGACACCCUUAGCAGCAUGAACAGAGUUCAGCAGGUGGAGCUCAUCUGUGAAUACAAUGACUUGAAGACCGAACUUAAGGAUUACCUGAAGAGGUUUGCUGAUGAAGGCACGGUUGUUAAGAGAGAAGACAUUCAGCAGUUCUUUGAAGAGUUUCAGUCAAAAAAGAGAAGGCGAGUGGACGGGCUGCAGUAUUACUGCAGCUAAAGUGGAGUGCCAUGCUUCCUCAGUCAGGUUCAUGAAAAUGCCACUGUUCCGGAAUAAAGAGACCUGUGUCACACUUGGUUCCCUCUCCAUCCUCCCGUGGCCUCGGGCUCCCUUCUGCUUCACAGUAGCUGCAGUGUUCACUCUGGUCUCUCAACAAGCAUCCUCUAUGACUCAGCUCAUUCCACAGACUUCAGCUUUCCUGUCCAGGAGACCCAGGAUUUCUCUUUAAGAAGUUUGAUUUGAUCUUUCAAAAGCAAAUUAACUUCUUUCCUAGCAGUUUUCUCUGUGACUUCCAAAUGUGUGUCCACAUAGCCAGUGCCCUCCAGGUCCUCUGUGUCCACAGAGCUAUUGCCCUCUGGGUCCUCUGUGUCCACAGAGCUGUUGCCCUCCGGGUCCUCUGUCCACAGAGCUGUUGCCCUCCGGGUCCUCUGUGUCCACAGAGCUGUUGCCCUCCGGGUCCUCUGUCCACAGAGCUGUUGCCCUCCGGGUCCUCUGUCCACAGAGCUGUUGCCCUUUGGGUCCUCUGUGUCCACAGAGCUGUUGCCUUCUGGGUUCUCUGUGUCUUGCGGGUUCUCUUCCUGUCAGCCCGAACUUCUGUGGGGAACACUCCCUCUGCCCCCAUGAUCACGGUGCCUUGGGGCAAAGCUUCCUCCAGCCUGCUCUGCCAGUCCUCUUAGUGCUUUGUGAGAUUGGAUCGUGGCUUGAAGUGAUUGGGAACUUACCAACCUUCAGAGUAGCCAGGACUGAUGUUGAUGUCUGUUGGAGGUUGACUCAUAGCAGGAUUGAGGAAGCAAGCCUUUGUUCUGAAUUUCGCUGAUUAAUUUAAAGUGGAAUUUCAUUACCAUUCUAGUGGCCCUCAAACAUCAGCGGUAGUACUGUAAUGCUCCCAGGGCUUCCCAGGAAUCCACUCCCAUGUGAGCCCCUUUGCUGCUGCCUAAAAUGACCAGAUCCUACCCCCUGACAUGUGGGUGCUUUACAGAUCCUCUGGUUUCUUACAUUAUCAGGGAUAUGCAUAAGCAUAUAUUAAAAAUGGACCUAUUUUGAUACUGUUCUGUUAGGAAAUGUUAUUAGAACCCCAGUAAGUUGUUUUUUCCCUUGAAUCUGUGCUGAAGGCAAAGAUACUGACUGACCUUAGUGGGAGUAAGUGGGGCAGUGACAGCCUUAGAAGAGAAAUGGAGGAGUCCAGCCAAUGCCCUCAGCUGUGUACAUGUUGAGUCUUUGUAUAUAAACAGUGUGCACAGCCGUUCCCUUCUGACUAGUGGUCUGAAGGUCUUCAUGGAUGUAUAAAAACCUGUGUUUGAGGGAAAUCUUUGGGAUGCUGUGAAGUCUUUUUAAAGCUCCCUCAGUCUAUGUGGGAAACAUCUUUUGAUCCACAGACCCAGGUCACACCCUCAGGAGGAGCAAGCUCUUCCCUGGCACACUGUGAGGUAUAUUAAAGGCAUUUUAGGCCAUGUGUUGGUGGGGAUAGCUUUGUGUGUGAGCAGCAGUUGUAUGCAUGAAUACCCCAAUUCCUGGACAAGAUGAAGUAGCCUACAAAUAAGGUCUCAGGAAAUGGCAUGGCUCCUGUACUAUAUAGAGCCUACAGCCUUCUAGUGACAGAUGCUGUGAAGACUGCUAUGUGGAGCUGUAAAGUUCUUCCGGCUGCAGGCAGAGCCUGUGUGCGCUGAGCUGGCAUCCUAGAAACGGCUCAGUUAAAGACUCCAGGUGCCUACAGCCUAGAGGUCUUCCAAGUCCGAGGAUAUUUUGAAUUUGAGAGUUGCACUUUCUGUGUACCAGCAUGUCUUUGAAAUUUGUAUCUUCCCAGACGUCAGAUUUAACUACCAAAAAGUUCCUGUCUGCCCUCGAUAGGUCAGAAUCAAGGCUUAGCAGCAGUGUCAGUGAGCAGCAGAAAUACAAACAGCCAGUGUUGAAGGGCUUGCCUAAGAAAGUUUCCCCACUUAACCAGAAAACCUCUUUUUGUACCUGUUCACAACUAGUUUUCUUACUGACUAUUCUCUUAGAGAUGGUUUGGGCCAACAUGUGGCAGUUGAUAUUAAUGCAUGUUUUAUGCAGAAGAAAAUGUGAUACUAAUUGCUCUUAAGGAAUUCUGGCAUUGUAUGUACAUUUUUGUAGAAAUUAUUACUCAACGUACUUCAAUCAGGUUUCUGUAAAAUUCAAAUUAAACCAAUUCAAAAUAGUU